UCAUACUAAUAGAUUUUAACUUGUGAUAGCACUUAAAAUCUUUAAGGUCAUUUACAAGUCUAGUGCUUCUGAUCAAAUAUGUGGUUUACAAAAGAUGAAUAUGUUACUGCUGAAAUUAGUUAUUAUCAACGUUUGUGUGUGUGUGGCAUUUGCUGUCACCAAAAUCGCACUUGAAGUUGGAAGAUGUGGCGAAGAUACAAAAAUAGUCUGCUCAGGAACGGAUACAUUUACGUGGUUCAUACGUAGGAAUGGAAAUCAAAUAGCAGAGAAAGGUACUUCGCCAGACACUACGAAAUAUUCAGUAAGAGAAUCUUCAACAUCGGUGGUGCUGACAAUCUACAACACGAGUGCCAUUGAUGAAGGAUCCUACUACUGUGAAGUUGCGUAUGAUGGUAGAAGCGAAACAAAGGACCUACGGCUUAAUUGUAGUUUAUCGUUUGUGUUAUCAUCUGAGAUCCUGUUCAACGAAACUGUGACUCUGAAAUGCUCUACAACACUUGAUGGCUACAUAUUGCAAAUCAAUUUUGGCGUGAAUUUAGUCGGCGUCUACGAAAAUGUGUUUAAACAAAUCACAAACCAGGAUCCAACAAAGUAUGAAGUUAUUCCAGAAUUUUCACACAGCACCACAACCCUGACCAUCAAUAUACGCCAGUUUACUUCGAAUGAUGUGGGAACAUACACAUGCAAAAACACAGUUACCUCGGAGACAAAAGACGUUUACCUUAGUAUUGCAGACAGUGGGCUGCAGAUUGAGUUCCAGAGGGUAUUGGAUGCUGGAACUCAAUCAAUUACGCAAAUACACGUUGACAGUUCAAGAACUGACACAUUCCAGGUUAUGUGUAAGGUGAACAAUGUGAAUCAGUUGGAUACAAUAAUAGAUUUAAUAGUCCAAUACAAGCCCAGUGCAAAUUCAGACUAUACCGACCUUGCCGUAAUGCAGAACUUUAAGGGAACAGAUACAGACACAUACCAGAAACCAGUGCUGGCAUCUGGUAGUUUAGGUUGGGAAGCCGUUGGCAGUUUUGACACCAUUAACAGUAAUGGAAGGGAUACAACUCUUGGUGUAUCUCGACCUGUGUCGACUGUAACAUGUAGUAAUGCAGUGGAGUACAGAUGUCAACUGACGUACACAAAACCUGGACCUAGUUAUAGACCAGGUACUGGAGAGAUAUCUAAAGAGCUUGAUGUGCAAGUUUUACCCACUACUAUCUCAAGGCAAGUCUACAACAUAAGUGGAUUGGGCAGCUCACUCCCAAUAACUCCUUUUGACACGAUUGAACCCUUCUACGUGGGACAAGCUGUCAAGAUGGAGUGCUCGGCCAACAUCGGCUCCUACAACGGUACCGCCCAGAUCCGCUGGUUAAAGAGCAACAUUGUACCUGGCAGCCCCCUUGCUCCUUACUUUAGUCCUGAUACAGUACUAGGUGAUCCCCAGUCAACGGGCAACUGCGUGUAUCAACAGACUGACUCUGUGACUUACAAUAUGACGGCCCAGGAUGCUUUAAGAACAGCCGAGAACAGACUUCAUUUUCAAUGCUUCGUGUACAUUCCCGGUAGUAUGACCUGGGAAACACCUGAAGACGAUCGAGGGAAUUUCAAAUUCAUUGUCUAUUCAGUUGACGUCACUAGUGUUGACAACUCUGGAGCAGUAAAUUCAGGCGCAGGUUCAGCGGGUAUUGUAGCAGGUGUCGUUGCUGGAGCACUUGCUGCAAUAGUGAUCAUAGUUCUGCUUGUCUACUUCCUGUGGUAUAGACGCCGAUCCUCUGGUGACGAUUGUAAUGCAAAAAAUGCCGCAAUCCAGUUAAAUGUUAAUCCAGUGUUUGAGACACCGAUAUCACCAUCAAAUGAACACCUGACCAAUCAGGAACAAACAGAAUACACGGAAAUAGGCAUACCUGCUGAUGGCCAAUCUGGUGCAGCGCGAUACAAAGAAGAAAACUCUUCUUAUGAGCAUCUUGGGUCCAGAGAAAGGUCGGCAUAUACAGAGCUAGGGAAUAGUUCUCGGGAGAGUCCGUCACAAUAUGUGAAUCAACAUACAGACUCAAAUGCAACAGGCAGUAGUUAUGAAGUUCCUGACAACCAAGAACCUUCCAAAGAAUCGAGAGAUUAUGAGAAUGAGAAAGACCAAUAUGAGCAUACUCCAGCCAGUACAUAUGACCAUGUAUACACAGCACCGUUGGAACACCAGUAUUCAGCGCUUGAUGCAACGAAAUAAAAGAUAAAUCUUACCCUGACGUAUUAACAACCCUAGGUGAAAAUGUGAGGUUGAACGCACCAUGUAAGCCGUGAAAUAAACAUGAUUACAGUUCACGUGCAACUUAUAAACGACUUUGUCUUUAUGCCAUGAAAUACAGUUUACGUUUAAUAUACUACAAUGACAUGAUUACAUGCUGCGCAGUGUGGGUAAAAGCAACAUGUAUAUCAUACAGACAUGAUUACGUGCUGUACAGUGUGGAUGAUAGCAUCAUGUAUACCUUGUAUUAGACUAUACAGUUAACUUAUUAUCAUACAGACAUGAUUACGUGCUGUACAGUGUGGAUGAUAGCAUCAUGUAUACCUUGUAUUAGACUAUACAAUUAACUUAUUAUCAUACAGACAUGAUUAUGUGCUGUACAGUGUGGAUGACAGCAUCAUGUAUACCUUGUAUUAGACUAUACAAUUAACUUAUUAUCAUACAGACAUGAUUACGUGCUGUACAGUGUGGAUGACAGCAUCAUGUAUACCUUGUAUUAGACUAUACAGUUAACUUAUUAUCAUACAGACAUGAUUACGUGCUGUACAGUGUGGAUGAUAGCAUCAUGUAUACCUUGUAUUAGACUAUACAGUUAACUUAUUAUCAUACAGACAUGAUUACGUGCUGCACAGUGUGGAUGACAGCAUCAUGUAUACCUUGUAUUAGACUAUACAGUUAACUUAUUAUCAUACAGACAUGAUUACGUGCUGCACUGUGUGGAUGACAGCAUCAUGUAUACCUUGUAUUAGACUAUACAGUUAACUUAUUAUCAUACAGACAUGAUUACGUGCUGCACUGUGUGGAUGACAGCAUCAUUUAUACCUUGUAUCAGACUAUACAGUUAACUUAUUAUCAUACAGACAUGAUUACGUGCUGCAAAAGUGUGACUGAAAACAACAUGCAUACGGUGUUAUAGACAAUACAUUUUACUUGUAAUUGUUCGACGAUAAUUUCCUGCUGCUUUGUGGUUGAAUGCACUCAUUCGGAAUACCUAAGCAUUUCCCAUCGUAAACAACAUUCGGAUGUAUGCCUGUACAUCAGAAGAAGUAGUUCGUAAAACAAUUAUAAAUGAUUAUUCUUAAUUAUAGUGUUUUAACGUAUAUUUGUAUUACUUAGUUUAAAUAUAAUGCCAGGAAAGUGUAUAAUUGCAUAAAUAAUUCUCAAGAGAAAUGUCAUUAACGACUUUUAACUGCGAUCUACUUGCAGCGUAGUUAAACUGUAAAUAUUUCUGAUAUAUAUCCGAGAUUGUUCGCCGCCCCCCCCCCCCCCCCCCCCCGCCCAACACAUUAUAGUUUACUUUCGAUUUAUAUACGAGCAUGACUACAUAAUGCAACGUGUAGAAAUAAGCAUAAACAAUAUUUGAAAUUAUCAACGUCUACAUUAACAUGUUGCAAAGUGUAGUUUAAAGCAAUAUGUAUGCCGUCAAAUAAACAUUAAAGUUUG
Messenger RNA from Mya arenaria, 3676 nucleotides. RefSeq lists its product as uncharacterized. The transcript has 15 exons. Lineage: Eukaryota; Metazoa; Mollusca; Bivalvia; Myida; Myidae. Bases 95 to 2215 code for a protein of 706 amino acids. The record is from RefSeq and is a predicted model, not a curated record.